AUGCAUGGUCACACCGGCAAGCCUGAUGCGUGGGUUUAUCGACCGCUUGUCGGCGAACCGAUGGGUCGAUUUUAUUCUGUACGACGCCUUAUUGCGCUAGUCUUUGUAUUUCUUUUUGUACUUGCUUGGCAUGGCACCUCUUCAAACUACAUUUACUGGGUGCUGUUGAAUGCGCUGGAACUGUGUUUGGAAUGGUUCGGAGCGGCCAUGUCGAAGACCGACUACUGGCACAGAAUCCAGGAUGCUUUGGGCCCCCGAGGCGAAAAGCGACUAAUUGCAUUUCUGAUGCUUGCCACCGUUAUACCCGGGGUCUUUGGUGUGUUCUUUUUCUUAAGUCGCAAGGAAAUUGGCAAUAUAAUUUUUGAUCGUCUGCUUAUUAAAACGAUGGGUUCACUGCAACGAACGAUUCUGAAUUUACCUGGCCGGUCAUUGAGACUGAGUGUAGUGGGGAUUCAUUUUCUAGUACUCGGAUACUGCUUCAAUCAUGUGUGCCUUGAACUUGAUGAAUACUUCAGUACCAAAAAACCUAUGAAACAUGAAGCCAAAAAGAAGCUGUCUUGA
This is a messenger RNA of Gongylonema pulchrum, 561 nucleotides long. The record is from the annotation of a GenBank genome assembly. NCBI's taxonomy places the organism in Eukaryota, Metazoa, Nematoda, Chromadorea, Rhabditida, Gongylonematidae.